CUUUUUUCACACCCAUGUAGCUGCAGUAACUCUCCGUCUGGAAUUUGGGACGUUUGCCUCCAUCUAUCGACAUCAGCGCACAACUUGUCCACUUCUCUUUAUAAUUUAUGACUUUUUGAAACUUAGCAGACUAACUAACUAACUAACUAACUAGAAUAACUGUAACUAACCAAAAUAGCUGAACGCGUAGCCAUUCCCAUUUUAAUGGAAUUGCUGUUUUUUCUUUGUAGUUGCGUUUUAUUUUAAGACGCAGCCGUUUCUCUUCAAAAUAAAGUUUUGUUUUGAAACGUCCGUCCUGCAUAAUAAUCCGACCGGAAACACACGACUUGUUGACUGUUGAUGGACUCGGCUACGAGUUGCCCUUCAUGUCGUUGUAGAAUAAUUUGGCACUCCUGAACCGUCAAACAAAAACACGGUGAAUUUGUUUGUUGGCAAAUGGACGGUGUGCCUUGCCUUCGUGUGUCAAAGUGUCAUGCACAGAAGUUCAGGAAGUGCUUACAGUUCAAAGGAGCUCUGGAUCCGAGUUUGUGUCUACAGAAAGACUCAGACGAGACUGUCCUUCUGCCUAUUUUACCAUCCUUUCUGUCACAACUUGAUCUGCAGGCUCUCAGAUUCACGUUGGCGUCAGAUGAAACUUGUGAAAUAGUUUGGAGUCAGUCUCCUGUACAAUCAAAGAAGGAAAGAGGAGGGACGACAGUUAAUAAACUUGAGAAAAUCCUCCAGGAGCUGUUGGAGUCUCAUGGUGAAAGAUGGACAGAGGAGUUGAGAGGGGACCUCCCUCACAGCUUCCAGAGGCAUGAAGACCUAGUCCUACUGGGAGUCAAAUGUUUCUCCCAACCACUGUGGAAGAAAAUGGAUCAACAACUAUGGAGUGCAGUGGCUAAAGGACUGGGAGCGAAGCGCCUGGCAAAGAUGAGUCGAAUAUCCAGAGAUGGAUUUAGAUCCCCUAUAGUGACAAUGCUGUUAGGUGAACACAGUUGGGUCAGACAUGUGGACAAUGGUAUUACGUAUGAGUUUAAUGUUACCAAAUGCAUGUUCUCAGCUGGAAACAUAACAGAGAAGCUCCGGGUGGCUGGAUUUGACUGCAAAGGGGAGACUGUGGUGGAUUUAUAUGCAGGUAUUGGAUACUUUACUCUCCCAUAUCUGGUCCACACGGGGGCCAGUCAUGUUCAUGCCUGCGAGUGGAACCCUGAUGCUGUUGAAGCUUUACAGAGAAACCUUGAGGCAAACGGGGUGUCAGAUCGCUGCACAAUUCAUCAAGAAGACAACCGACAACUCAGUCUAUGUGACAUUGCUGACCGGGUGAACCUUGGUCUCAUCCCGAGCUCUGAGGACGGCUGGCCUGUUGCCUGUCGGCUACUGAAGAAGACAACUGGUGGCAUUUUACACAUUCACCAGAAUGUUACUUCACCAUUACCUAACACAGCAGCCUUUCCCACCAGCGGUGAUGCUGCUCACAGAGUCUCUGGGAAGAAGGCUGACAGAGAGGCGUGGCUCACCUGGGCUGACAACACUGCCAUCCGCAUUACAUCUCUUUUAAGGAACGUCAGUGGUGUGCAGUGGAAAACAAACAUCCGGCACAUAGAGCAUGUUAAGUCAUAUGCACCUCAUGUUCACCAUGUUGUGCUGGACUUGGAGUGUAGACCGUCCUGAAUUAAAGAGGAAUGAACCCUGUGACACCAAACCAGCACCAUGUGCUGAACAGAAAAAAAGGUUAAACCUAUGAUCCAUAGGUUUUUCAGUGCAACCAAUCACUACACCAGCAGGAUUCUAUGAUCGUCACUUAUUUUAAUUGCUGCAGUGUUUUUAUAAACCUUUAUUUACCAAGGGAAGAUUCAUUAAGUGCAAAGGCUUUUCCUUACCAACACCUGGAAUCACACUUAAGCAGUUUUAAUCACGUAUGGAAACUUCCCAGUCAUACAUCAUCCACAGCUUAAUCUCUUACCUACUGGACAACUCUACGUGAGCACUAGGGGGUUAGGUGCCUUGCUCAAAGGCACCUCAUUGUUGUUACAGCAUACUAACUCGAUUUUCCUCUGAGUCUUCAGGUCUGAACCCAGUUGAACAGAUAUGGGAGAGUUUGGACCAAAAUAAGGGAAAAUCUUCCAGAUGAACAGUGUUCAUUCUUCCAGUAGUAAUCUCUGCCAAGGAGCACUAAAGCUGUUCUAACAGCUUGUGAUGGACAAGCAUGACUAAGAUGUUCAA
This is a messenger RNA of Monopterus albus (swamp eel), 2205 nucleotides long. RefSeq names its product tRNA methyltransferase 12 homolog (gene tyw2). The transcript is spliced from 7 exons. Gene Ontology annotation, cellular component: cytoplasm. Lineage: Eukaryota; Metazoa; Chordata; Actinopteri; Synbranchiformes; Synbranchidae. Bases 436 to 1653 code for a protein of 405 amino acids. The record is from RefSeq and is a predicted model, not a curated record. Gene Ontology annotation, molecular function: tRNA methyltransferase activity. Gene Ontology annotation, biological process: wybutosine biosynthetic process; tRNA methylation.